Molecule: messenger RNA, 742 nt
Organism: Owenia fusiformis
Lineage: Eukaryota; Metazoa; Annelida; Polychaeta; Sabellida; Oweniidae
Source: the annotation of a GenBank genome assembly
AAAACGCAUCCACACGAAGAUGGAAAAUCGACUUCAACUUAUAACCUUUGACAAAGCCACACAAAGGUUCUUAUGCAAAGUGUGCCACAGAUCAUUCACAAACAGGGGCAGCUUAUUAAAUCAUACAAAACUACACACUGGAGAAAACCUGCACAGCUGUUCUGUCUGUAGUAAACAGUUUAUAAGUAAUUCUAAGUUGGUCACACAUCAAAGGAUCCACACUGGAGAGAAGCCAUUCAAGUGUAACAUUUGCCUUAAGUCAUUCAAAGAGCUUUCAUCUAAAAACAAACAUAUGAUAAGAUUACACAUGAAUUAUUUAAACAAACAAUUGUAAAACAUUUGGAGACACUUCAUGUCACACCAGACAUAUGGAAAUAUCUCAUUUGAAGCAAUGAUCUAAGUGCCUGUAUAUAAACAAACAAUAUUGAAUGUAGUGCAAAACAUUUGGAGACCCUUCAUGUCACAUAAGACAUAUAAAAGAACUAACUUGAAGCAAUGACCUAAGUGUCUGUAUAUUAUUAAACAAUUGUGAAUGAAGUGCAAAACAUUUGGAGACCCUUCAUGUCACAUAAGACAUAUAAAAGAACUAACUUGAAGCAAUGACCUAAGUGUCUGUAUAUUAUCAAACAAUUGUGAAUGAAGUGCAAAACAUUUGGAGACCCUUCAUGUCACAUAAGACAUAUAAAAGAACUCACUUGAAGCAAUGACCUAAGUGUCUGUAUAUUAUCAAACAAUUGUGAAU